CUUGGAUCUCGCAGCGAGAACGCCCGUCCGCGCGUUGUGCCCUAUGCGAUUUUACAUGCGAAAUUAUUAUUACGUAAUCUACAUGCGAAAAAUCCUAAUAGAAUAAGAUGCCAGGUGAGAAGAGCGCUCUCGCUCUUCUCCGUUGACGUUCCGUUUUCGCGAUAGAUGAGAAAGCGCGUACGGUUCUUUCUUCGGUAGUACAGUUAGCUCUUUCGUGCGAUUCACGUGACACUAUUUUGACGUGUGCAGCUUCGCAGACGGGGAUUCUCGUUCUCUUUUUCUCGUUCGUGCGCUACAGCGUGUCACGGUUCCCGUACGAUUCAGCGUACGGGCGGAUACAAUUCCGUAUUCGGACGUAUCGUGGGAGUGAGAGAGAGAAAGAGAAAGAAAGAGGGAAAUUAAGGUUAAGAGGGAAUAAAAGGUGUUCACGGAUUUUCUCCGUUUGUGCUGUAUCCAAGGUAUGGGAUCGUGAGUGCGAGGAGGCACGGUGCUCCAUAGGAAGUCAAUAAAAGAGAGAAAGCACAGAGAGAGAGAGAAAAAGAGAGGCACACAGAGACAGCACGAAUGACAGCAGAAAUAUAAGAUGUUUGAGUCUCCGAGAAGUCUCCAAGAGGUGUGCAUCGACUUCAUCUGCGGUAACGUUCUAGGCUUAUGCGAGGUACAUCUAGGCGACGCGAAUGUGCACUCCCCAGGCGCCACGGUUUCCGAUCGACCCGAUAACUGUACAGUGAACAAUAAUAGCACAGAAGAAUUCGCUUUUGAUACUACAACAGGUAGAACAUCGUCUAACGAUGCUCCCACCAGCUCCGCGACUCGGCUUACCUUUAGGCAUCCGGACGCCUUCUUGCCGGCCGAGGUGUCCGAGCAAUUAUUAUCCAACCUAUGUGAGAAGAAAACAUUAUCCGACCUGACUAUCACGCUCUUUGACUCCAAGACCACUAGGCUAAGGCACGUACGGCUGAAAGAUGCGUCGACAUUAUCAGCUAAGGGCUUGAGGGUUCUCAAGCAGCAUAAAGUUGUAGAUUUAAUAGUAAAUGGACUUAAAAUCACUGUUAACGAUUUAAUUAGCUGUUUAGGCGAUUGGAGUUUACAAAAUCUUAGGUCGCUAAGCGUAGCUAAAGGAAGCUUUAUGGAUUGUUCAAGGCAUUGUGUGGUAGUAACGUUAAGCAAAUUGAGGGCACUUCAUACCUUGAAUGUCUCAGGAACAGAAUUUAAUAAACAUGGCUUGGACAUAGUAGUCGAAGAUCUUCCCCUUUUAGAGAGCUUAGAUAUAUCUUGUACGAGAGUCGACGAUAUAACACCACUAAGGAAAUGUAAAGAUCGUUUAAAGACAUUAAAUAUGUAUAAUUUAAAGAUAAGCGGUUGCGGUAACCUGAUACCAGUGUUACUGGAGCUGAAUGAAUUAAGGCAUUUAGACAUUUCCGACGAGAAAGACGCACAUGCUUUCGAAGUGUUCGCACCUGCUAGGCCAAAAAUAACUGACUUUUUAAGGGCUCUGCAUUGCAUGCCACAUUUGACAACUUUAGACUUAUCAGGUAAAGAUGACAUAAAUCCAAAAGAUUUAAAAAAUUUCAUUGCGUCACACAUGCACCUGAGGUUCCUAGGACUAGUGCAUUCUGACGCUUGCUACGACGAGAGUUUCAUAGAUGCAACACACGAGAAUCACAGACCUGAACUUGUUAUCAGUGGUACAGCGACAGAAUCUCAAAUUUUGGAAGCCCUUAGAAGGUACAUAUACAGACCUAUAUACCUUCAGAAAUGUCUAUUUAACUUGUUCCGUUUAACACCAAACUUUCUCGAGCCACGAGUCGAUGUGAUAAAAUUAGUGUUACCUGGCAUGAGAGAGCAUCCGCAGGAGUUUCGUGUACAAAUGGCAGCUACCGCAUGUAUUUAUAAUCUAACAAAGGGUGAAUUGGCCCUCAUGAUUCAUCCAUCGAUACUUAAACAGAUAGUCGAAUUGACAUUGUUGGCAAUGGAGUCGUAUCCGAAUAAUCAUCAACUUCAAAAGAACACUCUAUUGACUCUGUGUAGCGAUCGAAUCCUGCAGGAUGUUGCAUUUGACAAGUAUAGGUGUGCGAGAUUAGUUAUGAAUUGCUUGUCGACGUUUGAUGACGCGUCUAUGAAUCGAAUGUCUGUGGCGAUCUGCUCGAUAUUGGCCGCGAAGAUCUCGACGGUGGAGACGUCCAUGCUCGGCGCACAGCCGCAGUAUAUGCUGAAGCUGCUCGCAAUGGUCAGAUCGAAAGUCGAGUCCCGAAUAGUGGAUAUCACGAUGAAAUUUACAUUGAGCGCUCUGUGGAACUUGACGGACGAGAGCGCCGUUACGUGCAAAGUCUUUCUCGAUGAGGGCGGAAUGGAAUUGUUUCUCGAAGUGUUGGACAGCUUUCAAGGAGAGUCCAGCGUGGAGACUAAGGUUCUCGGUUUGCUGAACAAUAUCGCGGAGGUCGACCACCUGAGGCCACGGCUUAUGCAGCCGCGAUUCAUUAAAAUGCUUUCGAUGCUGCUUGAUUCCGAGCAUAUCGAUGUGUCUUAUUUCGCGGCCGGCAUCGCCGCGCAUUUGCUCAGUGACGGUGCUCAGUCUUGGUACAGUAUGCCGUCGCAACCGAGCAGGGAGCAAUUGUUAGACCAACUGGUUCACGCUGUAACUCACUGGCAAACCCCGCAAGGCGAGAUGGUUGCCUAUCGUAGUUUUCAACCAUUCUUCCCGCUGCUACGCUGUACAGACGCAUAUCCAGUUCAGCUCUGGGCGGUGUGGGCAAUUCAUCAUGUUUGCACAAAGAAUCCUAAACGUUAUUGCGUGAUGUUGAUCAGAGAAGGCGGAGUAGAAACGUUAAAGCAACUGGAGAAAACUCAUACGGAGUACACGACACAACCGAACUUGCAAAGUCUAUGUCAAUCGAUUCUGGAAACGCUCGAAUUAAAUUCUUAACGAUAGCUGUUGCUUUUCAAUUUAAAAGUUAAAUACCGCAUGGUAUUCUAGUCAAUGUUUAUCUUAAUGCAAUCCUCUAUAUCCUGUUCUUUAGACCAAAUGAAUUUAAACAAAAGAAUUAUAUGGCCAUGGAUAUUUAUAUCACGGAGACAGACUGCAAUCAAACACGACAAACAAAUAAGUCCAAAAUAUUUUAAUUGCAAUCGAGAGUUAGUAAAACUGUGGCUGAACUCGCUAGAUCUGAGAAUUGAAGAUCUGAAUUGAGGAAUAAAUAUAAAUAAAUAAAUAAAUAAAUAAAUAUAUAUAUAUAUAUAUAUAUAUAUAUAUAUAUAUAUAUAUAGUAUUGUUAUAUAUAAGAUUAGUUUCGGAGAGACGUUUAAAUUACUUAUCAAUAGGUAUAACGGAAUAAGCUAAUAGGUAUAAUGAAUUUAUUACUUUAAAAUAAAGUACAUAACUUUUAACGAUACGAUAUAGAGAUAUUAAAUUAAGGAGCGGAAGAGCAUAAGAGUGAAUUUACUUAAAGAGAAAAGGGAAAGUAUGCGUGUUAAUUUAUCUUCGUGGACAGUUGUGUUAUUAUUAAUGCUUGCACUAAUGUUUAUAAUACAUUUUAAAGUCUUGCGCGGACAUAAUGUCGUGUUUAUAAUGUUCCAAGGUGUUUCUAUGAUUUAUUUAGUAAGAACGCUUCGAUAUGGCUUGUGUAUUUCAGAUUCUAGUCUAAUUUCUAUUUUAAAUUGUACGAUUGAUUUGAAUAAUUGCGGAUGAAUUGACGGUAUAUGAAUUGUAUAAUAGAUAUAAGGAAAAAAAUAAUCGAACUAAGUUAUCUUUUUUAUGCGGUGCUUACUGUUAACGGAAACUUUGCUAACGAAUAAUUAAAUAAUUAAUUUAGCAUGACGAAGCGACUAAGAGAGAGAGAAAAACAAAGAGAUACAUUAAUGAUAUAUUGAAUGUAGAGCUGCUGCUUCUGCUGCUAAGGGAUAACGACAGUUUACAGACAAUUUCUAAUGGAUUUUCUUUUAAAAGAAAGAAGUAAAGUUUGAUCUAACAUUAAAGUUUAAAAUAUUGCAAGGAAUAUGUCGUAUCAGAUUUUCGAUGAAAGGAAAUUGUCGCAGGAUUAGACAAGGAGCCUGUGAAUUCAAAGAAAGCGUAGUCAAACACCCUCCUAAGUUCAACUCAUUGACUGCUAUGUGUCUUCUAAAGGUGAUUCGAUGCCGUGCCUCGAAUUGAUUUACACUAAAACAUAACUAAUUGCAUGUAACUACAACAAGCAGUUAAUGAAAUUAGCUGACAAAUAUAUGUUUUGCGAGUAAUAUAUACAAGCUUCUCUAUAUACUCGUUUGGAGACGUUUUUUUGUUGUUAAGUUGUAACAAUGUAUCGAUUGGCCACGAUUGCGUGUCACUAUUAAUGAACUUGUAUAAUUGAUAAAUUUUGAUAUUAGUUCGCUUAAGUUGCAGAACAAGAUCCAUGUAAAUCGGCAUAGCAGUCAACGUGCUGACGCAUAGCAUGAAACUCUAGACUGAAGUCUUCAAUAAUACAUAUAAAUAUGUACAUACUUUUCAAAUGUGUACAUACUUUUACAAGUUACGCUAAUCCUUGCUUUGCUACGAUUCCGCGAAGUAACGGUACACGUGUACGCGCGAUAUAAGAUGUUAUAAAGUAAUUAUUAUUUUGUUGAAUGUGUGUCAUACUUUUUAAUACUUCAAAUUCAGAUCUUCAAUCUAUUUUGUUAACAAUUACACUUCACAAUGUCUUCAUUACUAAAUAUAAAAAGAAACGUUUUUAAAAAUUGAUUGCGCAUUAUAUGCCUUCAGAGAUUAUACAAAGAAGAAAAUGAAAUCCGAGAGUUUGUAAUAAGAGAAAUACAUUUUAAUAUUUAGAUUAUAUCUGUUAUUAAAAUAUGAUGAAUUUAUAUAAACGAAAUUUAUUCUUCUGAUAUCAUUACAUGUUGAUCUAAAAUGUAAAAAAAGAAAGCGUCAAUUUGGACUGAAUGUUAAUAAACAUACUAUGCCAGCCUCUA
Odontomachus brunneus is the source of this 4941-nucleotide messenger RNA. RefSeq names its product protein zyg-11 homolog B-like. Gene Ontology annotation, cellular component: Cul2-RING ubiquitin ligase complex. The record is from RefSeq and is a predicted model, not a curated record. NCBI's taxonomy places the organism in Eukaryota, Metazoa, Arthropoda, Insecta, Hymenoptera, Formicidae. The transcript has 9 exons. The coding region runs from base 584 to 2926 and encodes 780 amino acids.